Diospyros lotus (date-plum) is the source of this 3262-nucleotide messenger RNA. Its product is annotated as disease resistance protein RUN1-like. The record is from RefSeq and is a predicted model, not a curated record. Gene Ontology annotation, biological process: signal transduction; defense response. The transcript has 5 exons. The coding region runs from base 47 to 3124 and encodes 1025 amino acids. NCBI's taxonomy places the organism in Eukaryota, Viridiplantae, Streptophyta, Magnoliopsida, Ericales, Ebenaceae. Gene Ontology annotation, molecular function: ADP binding.
CACAAGUUGGGUUGGGUACGUAGGAAGAGAAGUAUUUGCUCAUCACAUGGCGGCUGCUUCAUGCAUGAUCCAGGAGCCUUUAUCCCUGUUCCCCAACCCGCCGCCACCAUGGAAAUACGAUGUCUUCUUGAGUUUUAGUGGGGUCGACACUGGAAAGAAAUUUACCAGUCAUCUGUUAGCGGCUCUGGAGCGAAAUGGUUUUCAAGUAUUCAGAGACGACAGGGAGCUCCAAAAAGGAGGAGAAGUUGGGUGGGGAGUGAAUAAAGCAAUUGAGGAAUCGAGAAUAUCUCUCCCUGUAUUGUCAAAAAGCUAUGCCAUGUCGGGUUGGUGUCUUGACGAACUCCAGAAGAUCAUGGAAUGUAAGAAGAAGUCCCAACAUAUUGUCUUACCAAUCUUUUACGAGACAAAGCCGUCUGAUGUACGAAAUCAGGCAGGGAACGUCGCAGAAGCACUGGCCAACCACCAUACUGUGUCCAGCUCUAGGAUGGAGAAAUGGAAAGUAGCACUCACUGAGGUUGCCAAUUUGUCCAGUUUCGUCUUGCCAAAUCUGGAUGAUGGCAGGGAUGAGGCAAGCUUUAUUGAGCAUAUUGUUGAAGGGGUUGAAAGAAAAUUAAAUUCAACCAUAUGGAAUUUACAGCUUGUGAGCCACCCAGUCGGAGUGCUACCUCGUUUGCAAAAGCUUCUCAAGCUAUUGUCCUUGGAGUCAUCAGACGGUAUUUGCAUUGUUGCAAUAUGGGGAAUUGGCGGCCUAGGCAAGACUACAAUUGCCAAAGCUGCCUAUAAUUGCAUUUAUCGCCAGUUUGAAGGCAGUAGCUUUGUUCCAGAGAUCAGAGAAACUUCCAAGCGACCAAACGGUUUGAACCUUUUACAAAAAUAUAUUUUGUCUGAUAUCUUGAGGAAUGAAAAUUGUGACAUACGUAGCUGUGAUGAAGGAAUUGAAUUCAUAAAAAGAAGAGUACUUCGUGGACGAAAACUUCUACUUGUUUUAGACGAUGUGGAUCAAAUUCAACAAUUAAAAGCACUAGCUAUCGAUCCAAAAUUCCUUCAUCGUGGGAGUAGAAUCAUUAUAACUACUAGAGAUAUUUCAUCUUUAAACUCACUUAGAUCUAUGUGUGAAGUAUAUAUGCCCGAGCAAUUGAAUAAACAUGAGUCACUUCAAUUGUUCAGUUGGCAUGCAUUCAAGGAAGAUCAUCCCUUAGAAAACUAUAUGGAGAUUUCAAAUGAAGUAGUGAAAUAUGCCGGAGGCAUUCCAUUGGCUCUUGAAGUUCUAGGUUCCUUUUUGUUAGGCAAAACCAAAUCAGAAUGGAGAAGUGCAAUGGCAAAAUUAAAAAAGAUUCCUCAUAAUGAUGUUAUAGGCAAACUCAAGAUAAGUUUCGAUUCACUUAAUGAAGAGGAGAAGGAUUUGUUCUUGGAUAUAGCAUGUUUCUUUGUUGGCAUCGAUAGAAACUUCACUGUCCAGGUAUUGCAAGGUUGUAACCUUUUCCCAGAAAUUGGGAUUCGAUGCUUAUCAGAUCGUUGCCUCAUAAAAUAUGAAUUGGGGUAUGAGUUUGGAUAUGAGUCUCGGUACAUGCAUUUGAUAGUAAUGCAUGAUAUGCUCAGGGACAUGGGCCGAGAGAUUGUUCGGCAAGAGUCUGUUAAAGAGCCAGGUAAGCGCAGUAGAUUGUGGGAUCAGGAGGAUGCCCUUCAAAUGUUGAUAGAUAACGAGGGGAGUGAAGCAAUUGAAGGUCUCAUCCUAUUCUCGUCUGAGACAAAGGAUUUCAAAGUAAAUGCAAAAGCAUUUCCAAAGAUGAACAGACUCAGAGUGCUUCAUCUCAAUCAUGUUCACCUCAGUGCAGGUUAUGAGCAUUUAUCGAGAAGGCUAGUAUGGCUACGCUGGCAUGGUUUUAACUUGAAGUUUGUGCCUUCACAAUUAUAUAUGGAGAAUUUGAUUGCUCUUGACUUGAGUUACAGUAUGAUAAAACAAGUUUGGAAGGGAACUAAGAUUUUGGGUAAACUAAAAUUUCUUUAUCUCAGUCAUUGCUAUUACCUAACCAAAACUCCUGACUUGUCCGGGCUCUCCAAUCUUGAGGAACUUCUUCUUGACAACUGCAUAAGAUUGUUAGAGGUUGAUAACUCUAUUAGAUAUCUCCACAAACUUCUUGUUCUAAACCUCAAGAGCUGUAAAAUGCUUAGAAAGCUUCCUUCAGGAUCUUGGAUGCUGAAUGCCAAAAUACUCAAUCUCUCUGGCUGUUCCAAGCUAGAAACUUUUACCCAAUUGCAAGGAGCAAGGUCAAAUCUUGAAUCAAUGUCCUCUUCGCUAUCAUCUUGUUCAUUGCGGACGAAGAAGUUGGAUUCUUUAUCACUAAACUCUCUGCAAGGCUUGAGUUGCUUAAAGCUAUUGCGCAUGGAAAACUGUAAUUUGUCACAUAUACCCACUGAAAUUGGGAGAUUGAUGCAGUUGGAAUGUUUGGAUCUUGUAGGGAACAGUUUUUGUAGUCUGCCAGAAAGCAUGAGUAGCCUCACUAACUUAGUGCAUCUCAAUUUGAGUUAUUGUGCAAGCCUCCAAUCCCUCCCAAAGCUUUCACCAAGUUUACAGAUUGUGGAAGUGCAGAACUGCUCAUCCUUAGAAAGCAUAUCACUUGAUUCAGACUGGCAGCACACGGACAUGUUCUUUUACAAUUGUCCUAAGUUAGCCAUCAAGCAUUCUGCUGAUGAACUUGGAAGAAGCUUGCUCCUAUGCAUGGGAUCAGGCGCACUUUGUAUUUCUCUUUCAGGAGACAAGUUUCUCAACUGGUUACAGUAUCAGACUACAGGGUCACGUAUAUCUUUCGUGGUGCCGCCUCUUGUAAAUCAGAACUUAGCUGGCUGGCUAUUUUGUGCAGUCUACACAAUUGGAGAAUACUGUUGGCGAAUUUGGUGCGAAAUCCACAAUAAAACUAAAGGCAUUCGCCUUGACUAUGGACGAAACUAUAGUGUCAAGUUAUUCGGAGAAGAUCACUUUGGUGACCCCAUCCACACUGCCAUCGGCUAUUUUUCAUUUUGUCGGAAAAACGGGGAGAUGGAGAUAGAAGGAGGCGAUGAAGUGGAGGUUUUCUUCCUAUUUGACAAUGUAUUGGUCAAGAAAUGGGGGAUACAUCUUAUUUAGACGGACAAUAUUCAAUGUAAUAUUGAUAUUAUCUCCUUGUUGUAGUAUUAAUAUGAUAUCAUAAUUCAUUAAAUGUAUUGUCGGUCUCUCGUCACUUGUGUCUUCGAUUUUGACAAAAAAGAUAAAUUUCAAGUAGAG